Penicillium canescens is the source of this 1224-nucleotide messenger RNA. Its product is annotated as serine hydrolase domain-containing protein. Bases 1 to 1224 code for a protein of 407 amino acids. Lineage: Eukaryota; Fungi; Ascomycota; Eurotiomycetes; Eurotiales; Aspergillaceae. The record is from RefSeq and is a predicted model, not a curated record. The transcript has 2 exons.
AUGGACAGCAACUCAAACGCGGACGAUGUAUUCGCAGCCCUCGAGAAAGCCUUCUCUGAGGCCGUGAGGGACGGUGUCCUACCCGGCGCUGUACUUACCGCCACAAAUGGGAAUGGGAGCUUUCAUUUUACUAAAGCAUUUGGGAACAAUGGAGUCAAUAGUACCGGAGAUCCGCUCACGACGAAGUCCAUUAUGGCAAUUGCAUCUAUGACAAAGCUUUUGACGUCCAUCGCCGCCCUUCAAUUGGUCGAGCGUCAACUUGUUCAUCUUGACCAGGACAUCUCACCUCUGGUUCCUACUUUGGCUGCCCAAGAGGUUUUGACUGGUUGGGAUACAACAGGGCGAUAUAUUACGCAGAAAAGGAAAAAUGUCAUCACUCUUCGUUAUCUCCUUACCCACAGCAGUGGCGCUGGUUAUGACAUGAGUAAUCCAGCCCUGGCAAGGGUUACAAUGUCUCAUGGUCGAGAGAUAAAUGUUGGCGCUACGGUCAACGAGAGAUUCGGCUACCCUCUGUUAUUCGAACCGGGUACCAGCUGGGAGUACGGGACGGGUAUCGAUUGGGUUGGUCAAUUGGUGGAACAUCUCACCGGACAAGACUUGGAGAGCUAUAUGCAGGAGCAUAUCUGGGGCCCUCUGGCGAUCCAGAGAAUCACUUUCUGGCCAUCUCGACGUAUCGAUAUGAACACCGAACGUAUGCGAAUGACAGUACGUGACGAAACUUCGGGACGUGUUGUUCCUCUGCAGAGGCCUUUCUUAGCCGAAGGGGUUAGCGAGUGCUUUGGUGGUCAGGGGGCAUAUGCCGCGAUGGAGGAUUUCAUGAAGGUUCUUCGUUCAAUCCUCGCAGAUGAUGGGAAGCUCCUGACCAAGGAUACAACAGCCACAAUGUUCCAGUCUCAGCUCGGUGAUGCCAGUAGGGAGUCACUUCGCAAACAUAUCAAGUCUUGUGGUCUCAAUGCGGCUUUUAUUGGCAUAUCAGAUAACAGUCAUGCAUAUGACUGGGGAUUGGGUGGAAUGCUGGCCAUGGAUGAUGAGUUGUCUGGCCGGAAGAAGGGUACAUUGUUCUGGAGCGGAAAGCCAAAUUUGUUCUGGUUCAUUGACCGAGACUCGGAUCUUUGUGGCGUUUUUGGUACCCAGGUCCUUCCACCUGGGGAUAAACUUGUGGCAGAGAUGAUACAGCUAUUCGAGAAAUGUCUAUAUAGAGUUGCCCAGGCAGAGGGUCAAUAG